UUUCGGACGUGUGGGCGUGGCCUUGAGACUAGAGCGAAAAACAAGCUCCCGCCACACGACAUACAUCCGCUACCCGCCGCACAGACAGGAGGGGACUACUACGCGUCUCACCUGCUUGGAAACGAGUGCGUGCAAAUUGUCAAAAUACCACCGAUCAGAACGGAAAACGCUUUUGCUGGCGGGAGUUUACCGCUGAGGCGUCGGAUGGAUGAUGAGGAGGAGGACAUGUCACGGCCCAUCUCACAGCUCUGGGGAACGCCCUUCAGGGACGGCAAAUACGAAGACCCGGCCACGCAGCUCCAAUCUCGACGGGCCCGCUCUGCCGUCAGCGUCGCCGCGCCCACGCCACAGAGCCUCAACAACAACAGCAUCAACGCGCUGGCCUGCAGCUUGCAGCGGCAGCCUCGCGUUCCCUUUCACGGACUGCGAUCCCAUUUCCCCUCUCCGUUCGAGCCUCUGGAGGACCGAGGAGAGAGGCGAGCUGAAGAGGAGGAGAGGAGGAGACAGGAGGAGGAUGACAGGAUGGGGGGGAGGCCCGGGGAGCAGGCGGGGGUGAGCGUGGAGACGCAAAUCGGCCAAAAACUAAGGGAGAUCGGAGACAAGUUCCAGCAGGACCACAUAGAACUGUUCCUGAGGCACCAGAGACAAAACCUGCCCGCCUGGAUGCGCCUCACCAUGGCCCUGUUUGGCUUCCUGUUCCCCAGGCAGCCUCCCAUCCCUCGCCUGAGAGGAGAGGAGAGAUGAAGGGCUCGGUCCCGCCUUCAGCCUCCGUUUACUCCCCCUCCCGCCCCCCGCCCCCCCUCGCUUGUCACGGGACCAGACUUUCAGAGAUGGCACUGUAAGAUGGAACACGGGUUUGGAUUUUGUGUUUAAAUCGACUAUGAAGAAGAGAUAAAGAAAACUCUGGUCACCGCUGGACGGAGACUGAUGGCAUUUUUUUUAUUUGCCCCUCUCCCCCCCCUUUAUUUUUUAAUCCCCCCUCCCCGUUCAAGAAGAAGCCAUUGAGUUUGAAGAGAUAUUUUGGAAAUACUUGUAAGAUGACCUAUUUUGUACAGCUCUUUUUAUUUCAAGGGAAGGAACUGUCGUCAUCGUGCGGGGGAUGCCUUAUUCUUCUCCCCCGCCGCCGCAGGGAGGAAGUCAGUCGUGGACGAACGCCUAAAAGGACUCGAACCACAACAUUCCUCCAAACUCCAAACAAUAAGCCCCGAACUUUACCUUUGCCUGCUUCACACCGGCGCAUUUGAUCAUCCAUCCGCCCCCCCCCCCCGCCUAUGACGGGCGCAUACUUGAAUUUACGCUGGCGUUCGCCGCCGUCGGCCAUUUUGAAAUCAAACGAGCACAAACAAGUGGGGAGGUGUGACCGAUCGAGCCUGCUGCUCAGAAGGUUUCGUUGUGAAGCUUCUCGGGACAAUCUUUGAGCAAAAGCGUUAUUGACGUCCCGAUGCCACCGUUUGGGUUCCGCUUCCACCGAGGCUCAGCUCCGCAAGCGUGGCGUUCCGAGCGGCUUUUGGACAACGCGCACGCCGUGAUUGUUGAUUUUAAAAGCGGGGGUGUCCGAGGUACGGCCUCUGGGCUGUUGGCAGCCGGCAGCUCGUUUUUUUAUCGUUAGAAAUAAAAUAGAACCAAAACCCCCCCAAAAAAUAAGGCAAAAAGGCAAACCACAGACGAAAAGCUGAAAUGUUGAUAUGAAUCAUUAGUCAUUAAAAAACAGAUUUGUCUGAAAGAUAAUAUAUGAAGGGCUUUUUAGCCUUUUUACAAAAUGUAAAGAUAAUUAAUUUAAAGAAAAUAAAGUUUUGAGGCCUCCUUUGGACACCCCUGCCUUAAAGGGAAAGCACACUUGUUUUGGAAUGUUGCUCAUCAUCCGCAACCCUUACGUCUUUCUCUUUUCUGUGCGUUCUAAAGAUAUAAAAACAGCUAAAACGAGGUGGCUAAUUAACGCACGCCUAGGAAGCCCGCUAUUAACACCUCCAACAAGGUGUUAUGGUUUUCUACCCACGCUGUAAGCAUGCAGUAACAGGUACAUUCAUGAUAGCACGUCAUACUUACAAUAUUUGGCCCUAUUUUUGUCAUUGUAAGCAUUAGCGGAACUUCCUUCCUGGACACAUUGAUUUCACGCAGCAACAUAGAAAGGAACACACAGCAGCAGUGGCGGCAGCUCCGAUAUGUAGCGUUACCUUUGGCUAGUGGUGGUGAAGCUAGUCGCUAGCCGGCUAGUGGCUAGCCACUGUGGUGUGACGAGGUGUCACUACGCCAGUAACGUAUUUCUUGGGCGUAACAAUGUUAGUAACGCUAAUAAUAAUAACAAUGUGGUUCACAUGCAGCUCACAUGAUGGAAAUGGAGCGUUGCUGCCGCUUUUUGGAGGUUUUUUCAGAAGGCUUUCUAGGUGAGCCGUUCGUAGCUGCCUCGUUUCAUGUUUCCAUAUGUCUCAUAAGGUUGUGGCUGAUGGGCAAGUCCAAAAGAUGUGCACGUUUCCGUUAAAGCAAUGGAGUUGCACUGGAGUGCAGUACUUGCCGCAUCCAGCAGUGGCGCUGUUGAGCUAUGCCAAGUUGCGUGUCACCUGUGCAAACUCGUUAUUAUUUGCCACUUAAAGUAAUAUUUAAAAAAACAACCAUCAAUCAAUCAAUCAUGGACAUUUCAUCAAAUGCCGCCAUUUUGGUGUCACGGCUACGGUAAUCAUCGAACGCGGCCGCUGUUUGUUUUGACUCCACACAUAAAGUUGGAUGUAUUCUGGACUUUUGAAGACACUGAUGGGUUUUAUUUGGAUUUUGUUGUUGUUUUUUUUGUCCUUUUGCGGGAGUAGUCGACAAGCUGAUGCUUUUUUGUUGUUGUUGGGGCUGGAGUGAGACCUCCAUGCAGGACGCCAUCGAUGGGAAUUUGACACGGUUUGUUUCCUGCAAACACUGAACGCUGAGCCAAUUCGGACCUCUCGCUCUUUUCUUAGCCGAGCGUCACGUCGGGUUACUCCCCAAUGGUUUUCUUAAUUUAUUUACUUAUUUAUUUGGUGUAUAUUUGCUACUGUAUAGACGCUAGCUCGUGUGUGUUCUCCUCGUUGUUGCAUUCAGCCGUGAGGGCGUGGCCCGGGUGGCGACGUCGGUCUAAAAAGCCAUGUGCCUCGUGCGUUCUCACGAGACAACGGACAAUCAGAUGUAUCAGAUGUGCCUUGUGAGACGUGCUCCUUUCCGAUCGUCAUCACCGGCGGUGCAACGCCGCUCAAAUGAUUCUCACGAGGCACACGCAUCUUCAGCGGGAGGAGGCGGCUUUCUUUUCUAUCAGACUGUUUGCAAUCCACAUGCACUGUACAAACGCUCGUUUGAGCUCUUUCCACUCCUGUGCUGAACACGAGCCCCCCCAUGAAUGACCCGCGACCCGGCAGGGCUGAAGGAGGAAUGAGUCACCGCGGUGCCCAGUAUUAUCAAACGUACGCUUCUUCUUUGGUUCAACCUUCAGUGUCUUUCACAUGAGAUUUGUACACUCGUGGAGGGGGGGUGCAUCUUAACUGUCAAGUGCUGUGACCAGUCGGUGUUUUUUGAUACAUUUAAUAUGAAUUUGACAGCCAGGCAAUUUGUAUUGAACAUUUUUCAAUUUUUCUAAGACAAACAAACUUUUUUGGCUUUUUUUCUAUAAUCAAUGUUGUGGCAUUUUUUUAUUUUCGUUUCCUGCUAAGUCUGCUGUGACACUCAGUAAGUUCAAGGGCUUUUUUUCAAUCUGUGUACAAAAAACUGCAUGUCAGACAUUCCUGAUUCUAAGAGAGGCUGUUUCUUUUGAAUGUAACUUCACGGGCGGAAACACAAAGUCAACGGGUGGAGCGUCUUUUGGAUUUUGGGGGGUUUUGUUUCCGGGGUUUGUGCGCGGCGCGGCGUGAGUCUUCACUUUGCUUUCUUCAGAGUGGUCUCAAGGAUUUCACACUCACGUUAGUCCGAUGAAGCGAGACCCAGUCCAGAUGUAGCAGUUUGUUUUCUUCAAGCAUCGACCGACAGUGUCGUCUUUGGGGCUGCUCUGCGCACCCCCCAAACAAACAAACAGACAAAGAUGGCGCACCACGCAGAGAAGGCGGGAGCUUCUUCUUUCUUUCUUUUUUUUCUAGUGCAAUAUGCUGUACAUAAGAGCUUGGCUCUGCAAAAUCUUACAAUCUCUUUGUUUCUUUUUGAUGUUCAAUGGGUACUUUUUUUUCAUUAAAACUUUAUUGUCAACUGAAGAAAAAAA
Messenger RNA from Dunckerocampus dactyliophorus (ringed pipefish), 4204 nucleotides. RefSeq names its product BCL2 modifying factor 2 (gene bmf2). The record is from RefSeq and is a predicted model, not a curated record. The transcript is spliced from 4 exons. Gene Ontology annotation, cellular component: myosin complex. The coding region runs from base 205 to 744 and encodes 179 amino acids. NCBI's taxonomy places the organism in Eukaryota, Metazoa, Chordata, Actinopteri, Syngnathiformes, Syngnathidae. Gene Ontology annotation, biological process: apoptotic process; positive regulation of apoptotic process; negative regulation of autophagy.